AUGACAAAAACGCACAACGAAAACCCAGCGGUCGUCAACCACCGAGAACUGUUUCUGGCGAUUGCAGCCUCGAUAGGAAAGGUUGUCGAGGACAACGGCCUUAUCUACACCAACUGUGGAGUCGACAGACACGCUCAAGUGACAUUUCCCGCGUCCAAUGUCUCAGAUGCCCAGCUCGACCGGAUGAUGGACUUCUACCACACCAGCCUUCCUCGUACCAUAGGUGUAUGGAAGGAGGACGGAGUUGGAAACGAGGCUCUGUCGGCUCGGCUUCUUGCUAGAGGCUUUCAGAUUGGUUGGGAGCCUCAGUGGAUGGUUUUGGAUCUCGAUACUGCCGACAUUCGACCCAAGCACAUCAAAGAUGUGUACAUCAAGGUCAACAACAUGGCUGUGAUUCCUUCCAGUAUCCCAUUUUCCAACAAGGAGGACGACGGCAUGUACGCCCUCGAUAUGCGACGUUCAGGCGUUAUUACCAAGUUUGUCGCCACUCACAAGGGCCAAAUUAUCGGCCAUGCCGAUCUAUUCAUGGGCACCGAAGCCGGUAUUCACAACAUUGGUGUUCACGACGACCACAGUGGCAAGGGAAUCGGUGGUCAGCUCGUCAAGAAUGCUUGCGCUUUCGCUCAGAAGAAGGGUUACAACCGAGUCUCUCUCAACGCUGUCAGCCAAGAGCUGUACCUCAAGCUGGGUUUCAAACAUAUUGUGAAUGGAACUACCUGGUGGCUCUACCGAGAGGAGUUUGAAAAGUGCCAGAACAGCCCUGCGGAACAGAAGAUCAUCCAGCAUGUCUGUCUUGGUGAACUCAACGAGAUGGAGAAACUGCCAGCUGGAACUUCCUUCUCUUUCCCCACUACCAGUGGAAUGUCUCUGCUACAGAUGGCCGUCAAAUUCAAGCAUACCAAGAUGGCCCAGUGGCUCAUUUCCAAGGGAGCUCCUCAUACCAUUCUUGACCUGUGGGACAUUGGAGGAGCGUCCUUGGCCAGUUCCAUGCUUCCUACCCACAUUGACGACCUGAUAGAAGGGAAGACAGCUCUGCAUCAUGCUGUUGAACGGGGAGAUGUGGAACUAUCCAAGCACCUCUUGGCUUUCAACCCCAACCUGGACAUUCGCGACUCCACCUACUCGUGCACAGCGCUGGGAUGGUGUUCUGUUCUAGAGAGAAAGGAGAUUGGCACCCUUAUUCGAGAGGCUGUUGAGAAGAUCGAAAACACCGAGUUUUCGUCGGUUGCAAGCACCUUGUAG
Molecule: messenger RNA, 1242 nt
Organism: Yarrowia lipolytica CLIB122
Lineage: Eukaryota; Fungi; Ascomycota; Dipodascomycetes; Dipodascales
Molecular function (GO): acyltransferase activity, transferring groups other than amino-acyl groups; protein binding
Source: RefSeq, a predicted model, not a curated record